GUCGCCUCGACGCUACCACCUCUCUCAGUUGCUCCUCGGUUUCCGGACUCGGCGGACAGGCAGGCAGGAAGAAUUACGGAAACGCGGUUGGCGCGAUUGGCAUCAGAUUCAAUUAGGCUCUAUCGCCUACUCGUUGAUGAAUUUUGCAUCCUAAUUAUGUGCUUCGCUGUCAGCCAUUAAUCACGGUAUAACUUCGCUAAACUGCGUCGACACGGCGUCGAUGUAAUGAAUAAACACGAGAAAAUGCGCUCCGCGACCGUGUGCAUCGCCUUCGUCCUAACAUGCACGAGCGGGUCCUUUGUCGCGGGUAUGCGAUACAUCGAUCCGCAGCCAGGAAGUAACGGUGACAUCGGCGACAAACGAGUGGACCUGACUGAACCGUCGUGCGAUGAGCUGCGCGCCAUGUGGAGGUACACGAAGAGGCAGAGCAGAGCUGCUAAAACCAACAGCGGAUACCCGACCUACCCGUACAAUCCCAAUAUAUGGCCUAGUGCCGCAGGAUUUCCCGAUCGCACUAAAUUUUCCAGAGGAUACACACGAGAUAAUCUCGAACCUACACGACUGAAAUUACGAGAAGAGUUGCAAGCGAGACAUGCCGGACGACCGCGUAGCCGAGCCGCCGGGGGUGCACCGAUAUAUGGAAGAAUGGUACACAAGGCCCCGGCAAGUAGCAGGUGGCGGAACGCGAUGCGAGGACCCGGGCGCAAAGCUUUUGAAGAUUUAACGCGGGCCUACGGAACCGUAACCCGUUUCAGGCCGAAUCGCAUCACUAGCUUCCGCGUUGGCGGCGGUAUCUCGCCGCCGAAGUCGCAAAUUCCUCAAGCCGGAAGCUUUGAAGCGCUCAAGAAUCUUAUCCAGGCUGAGAGAGCACGCGAACUAAAGGCACAACAUAUUGCUGAAGAAAUGGACACGGAAAUUGCCGCUUAUAGGGGUGGUAAAGAGAUAACGGACGAAGAGCAAGAACCGAGUAGAGAUAAUAUACCGCGAAGAUAUAUUCCUAACCUGAAAGAAAUGACACCGAAAGUCAAUUACGAUUACAAUCAACGACGAUAUCACAUGCCUAGAGUCGGUCAAGCUUGGUCGAGGGAGCCUAUCUCGCCAGAAUAUAUGUCACCUUAGUAUGCUGCGAAUUGUUGCAAGGGAACGAUACAAAUCCGAAAACUGCCGCAUGCAUACUAGUGUUUGUGACUGCUCUGCAUGACGCAGCUGCAACCAGUUGCAGCUGCUAUCAGCAAAGCUGCGACUGCGAGAGUAAGCUCACUUUAAAGAUCACGUGCGUUCUGAGGCUCCGGAUCUCUGUGCAAACUUUUAAAUCUUUGUGUCAUGUAAGUGUAGACAAAAAUGCAUUUCAGCCCAAUCAGCCGAUAUCGAAAAAACCGUAUUAACCGUACAUCCAGUUGCAAAAAGCCGAGUUUUCCUCCACACUGGAAAUCUAAAGCCCAACAUAUUAUAGAAAAGGAAAUAAAUAUUGAGAUAAAUUUAAUGGCAUCUAUUGGGUUAAAAGCACGAAAUCUACACUUCCGGAAUGUAUCCGAAUAUCGCAUGCAUAUCUGUAAUACGAAUAGAAUUAAAUGUGCAUGAGAUAAAAAUCUGUUUACACAUAUGGAAUCGAUUUGAUCGAAAAUGUGCAUGCGUUUUUCUAACGCUUCGUAUAUUUGUGCAAUCCGACGUUUUGCAACGGCGUUGAAACGAGUAGUCAUUCGAUAUGAUGCACAUUUUCAUGGAUUUUAAGAUUUCCCUGCGUUUGAAGCUUGCAAGACAUCAAAUGAGAAAGAGGAUAAUGUUAUAAUGGAUUUCCUAAAUCUAUAUACACAAUAACUGUUUGUCUGCGAGAAGCUCAGGAACAAAGAGCAAACUCCUUCGCAAAUAUCCUUAAAAGCUACAAGUCGUAAAACCUAAUAGAAUAAAAUCCUAAAACUGUAAUCUCUGGAAAUCUACUUGGACGCAAAUAUAAUAGAAAUCUUUUCAGUUAUAUACAAAGUAAAAUAUUUCAUUUAAAUGGAUUUAACUUUGCAGAAAAAUGGAGCAUACAGCGAAUGUCUCUCUCAAAAAGUAGCACUACUAUUAUUUUUUUUAUUAUUAAAAAGGCGGUAGACUAUUCAAAAUGUUAAACCUAAUUUCACAAAAAUAUAUAUCAUAUCGAUAAAUCAUCAGUCAAGCACAUUAAGAAAAAAUUUGACAUGCAUAGAUUGAAUCAUAUACUGCAGCAUUCCAAAUUUUAAUACUAUUUCGGAAAACGUUGUUUACAAAUCAGCCAUUUAAUACUCAAAUAAAAACAAUGUAAAUGAUAACAAUUCAUACCAUUCAAGAUAAUUUUAAGUAUAACAUUUUAUUGCAGCUAUUCAUUUUGCUAACUUAAUUUAUCAUUUUAACGUUGCCCAUCAUAACAAUUCCGAAAAUUAUAAACAUGAGUCAAAUAGUUUACAUAUACAUGUAUUUAAGUAUAGAAAACAAAAUUAUAAUUUACAAUAUUAAUCAAUGUAGCUUAAUUUUCCAAAAAUGUGUUUCAUUAUCGCUUUUUUUAUUGCUCGAGAGAUAGAGAUUCGCUGUAUGCUCCGAUACUUGAUUGAAAUACGACAAAGUAUUAUUCUCGGGGAUGUUUGCAUGUGAAUAUUUGCAGCUGUGCCAAAUAAAAUGUCGCAUCCCCCGGCUUUCUCCAUGACAUUGAAAAACAACACUUGGACAAUACAUAAAACUAGUAAGACUUAUAUCUAAAAAAUUUUGACAUUGUACAUUAACGUAACUUAAGAGACUCUAGUAUAUUCUUCGAUAAUCCAUCAAAGUGCACUACAUAUCGUGCUGAUGUAUUGGAAAUAAAAGACAAUAAUUACUCUUAAGAAAAAGUUUGUGCGUACAAUAUUUCUGUGUUCUCAAUAUGAAUACACGAUUAUAUUGUGGUAAAAAAAAAGUGAAAAAAAGAUUAUUUCUGAUGUCUUAUAAAACACGAAAUUAAGAUGAAAGCUUUUUGCGAAAAUAAUUAAUGCUAGUUGUACGUGCAAGUAAUGUUAUAUCUUGACCCUUAAAUGUUUCAAUGUAAAUAUAUAUAAAAUUAUAUACAAUGCGUAUAACAAUUGAUAUAAAUGUGCUUGUCGUUAUCUUGAAUGCAAUAUCGAUUAUGUGAAUCUUUUGUUCGUCUUUAAAUUUUGUUUAUAAAGCCUACUAAAAUAUUUACUAAAUUUGCAAUCUUGUGUGUCAUCCCUACACAACAAUGCAACAAUGCAACACUGCUGCAACAAAUGUUAAUCAAACAUUUAAGGGUUAAAGAAUGCAUCUUAAUGACAAUAAAUGUAAAAGUUUCUUGUAAUCCUAUUAAAAAAAAUGAAAUUGCGUAGGACGACUAUUUGUGUGGCUUACUUUGUGGCUCACGCUGAAGAAAUAAUCACUCUCAGCUUUUGUAGUUCGUAAAAAAAGAAGACAUAAAUGCGAAAAAAACUGGAUAAAAUAUAUUACUACAUAUAAUAAUUUGAUAUUAAAAAACGGUUCUGACUGGGGAAACUUUAUAUACUUCUAUAUUUGAAAACCACAUAUCUAUGUGCAAAUAUAUAUUAUUAUCCACAAACACACACACACACACACACACACAUAACAUAUCGAACAUAUUUAACAAUUCAAUUAUUGACGCCCUUUCUUAAAGUUUUUGAUAAAUUUUAAUAAAUACCAAUAUGUGAAUAUUUAUGAUUAUAUGUCCGUUAUAAAAUGACUGCAAUAAGUCUUAAAAUGUUCAUGCGAUUUACAUUUUGUUGUUUUUUAGCAAAAAUUUAACAGU
Linepithema humile (Argentine ant) is the source of this 3766-nucleotide messenger RNA. RefSeq lists its product as uncharacterized. The record is from RefSeq and is a predicted model, not a curated record. Lineage: Eukaryota; Metazoa; Arthropoda; Insecta; Hymenoptera; Formicidae.